AUGACAACCCCCUACGAAAAAGCCCUUCACCAAGUCGACCAAGCCCACUCCGAAGACCCUCGUCGAAUCCCCUACCCAAAUUCUUCCCAACCCACCUCCCUACAACAGCAACAAGAUGAAAUCCAAGAAACCCAAAACGAGACAAUCCCCUACGAACUCCACUACGCCACCAAAAUGACCCAAUACCUCGAUAAACGCCAGCCCAACGCAUCCGAACUCCUCCGUCUCGCUAUUCGCGCUCAACAUCUUCGCCGCUGGGAGGUGCCGAGAGAUAGCUAUCCGAUGACUAAAAUUGGUUACCAUUCGUGGAGGAAUCAUCUUGCGAAACGGCAGGCUGAGCUUGUUGUUGAGAUCUGUGUGAAGAGUGGGUAUACACAGGAUGAGGCGGAGAGGGUUGGUGCGCUAGUUAGGAAGGAGGGAUUGAAGCGGAAUCCUGGAGAGGAGAGUGAGACGCAGGUCCUCGAAGAUGUGGCCUGUUUGGUGUUUCUGGAUGAUCAGUUUGAGGAUUUUGAGAAGGGUAUUAAAGAUGAAGAGAAGGUGAUUACUAUACUGAGGAAGACGUGGGUGAAGAUGUCCAGCAAGGGGCAUGAGAUGGCGAUUGAGUUGAGUGAGGAGAUGUCGGAGAGGGCCAGAGGACUGGUGCAAAAGGCUUUGGGUGGUUAA
Molecule: messenger RNA, 663 nt
Organism: Aspergillus chevalieri
Lineage: Eukaryota; Fungi; Ascomycota; Eurotiomycetes; Eurotiales; Aspergillaceae
Product: DUF4202 domain-containing protein
Exons: 1
Coding region: 1-663 (220 amino acids)
Source: RefSeq, a predicted model, not a curated record